AGUUGUGAGGCCCAAGCCAAAGAGCCCAAUAGCAAGAAAGCCCAUUGCUUCUCUAUGAUGAAAAUUGCUUAAAAGAAGGGCUGGUUGACAUUACCAGCAGCUUGGAUAUUUUGUGGAAAUUUUAGUUGUUCGUAGUUUCUUCCUUAGUUCGGGGUCUUUACUCUCAGCACAAGUGCUCGAUCGAAGUUUGGGUUCUUCCCGUUGGUUUGUAAUCUCUCUUCAUUUUGAUUUUGUAAACUUCCUUCUUAUUGUAUUUAGGUUGUUAAUUUUCGAUGGACAUGUAUGAGUUUGUUGGUGAUUAGUUUGUGUGGUUAUACUGGGAUCAUGUUCCUGUUAUGGUGCUGGAGCUUGAAGCUUGGAGAGUUUAGACACGCUGGGGCGACCUUUAUGGCUUGCUAAGCUUCUCUGUUAAUUUUGUGGUGAUGCACAAAACCUGUUCGACUAAUGGUCUGAACCAGAGUCUGCAUCAGUUUGGUAUCGAAGCAGGAUGAGCACCUGGGAUGCCCGUGCUCACGAUCCGGGGGGCUGGAGUAGGCAUGAUGAAGGGGGGUUUGUUCGGCUAACUAGCCAAAGCUAUGGUCAUGAUCACGUUCGUGAUGAGAGCACCGAAUGGUACGAACGGCGCUACAACCAUAUUUGGUACAAUCUAUCUCCUUACGUGCGAGCUGAGCUCAACGAUCAACAAUAUGAUCAUCCUCAAUCUAACCUCGAGCGAGUUGAUCGAAAUGAACUUCAAGGCAUCUGGUAUGAACGUUCCUGCAAAACCAGCGCUGACAAGUAUGCCUAUGAGAGAGACACCUGGUUUGACUGGCGUCAAGAUAGCAUUGAAAAGCCACAUGAGAGGCCUCGACUUUUCGAUCAUAAAGUGGAAGGAGACCGUGAUAGAUUGGAUUGGUAUGACCAGAAUCUGCAUCUGUCGGGCCCUAAUAGAAGUGAACCGCACCACGAUAGAGGGAAUGAGAACUACUGCAGCCACAUAAAUCUUCACUCAGGUUUGUCUAACUGGAAUGAUAAGCCUCUAAAGGAUACAUAUGAUUGGUAUGAUCAUCCACAUAAUCGGCCACACAAGCAAAAUCAAUAUUGUGAUGAUAGAGCUGAUUGUUAUGCUCUAAGUUGUGACGACGGAGUGGGCAAGAAUGAACAUUGGUAUGAUGGCACUCAGUUGGCGGAGCAAGAUUCGCUCAGUUUACUAACAGGGGCAGCCGAAAAUUUCAGGAGAAUUAUGAGUCAGACAAUGAACAAAAUGAAUCAAAAGCUAGACAUGAUUGAGAAGACAUUAGGUGCUAGAAAUGCUAAUCUGUGUAAGGCUAAAGAGGAUCUUGGGACUCAACAAGUUCAUGUCGACGAGCCUCGAAAUUUGUUACCUAUUUCAAAGAAAAAUGAAGCUUCCUUGCUUGUUGAAGAGAUGACCAUCUGUGAAAAUAUUGAUGGAAAAAUGAAUGUAGUUGUUUCAAGUAUUGAGAAAGAGGAUGGAAAUGACAAUGGGAAACAUGACUUUAGUGAUGGAAGCUCGCUCUUGAAGCCACUUCUAGUUGAAGAGAGUUGUCUUGAAUAUACUAAAGGACCUGAUGGUGCAUCUUUGGCUUAUGUGCUGAAACCAAAGGUAGAGCUUUCUGGUGAGCAUAAUAGACUUAUUCUUGUUCCAUGUGGUGAUCAUAUAUUUAAGGUGCCCAUGCUUACAAAUGAAGAUGGCAUCUAUGAAUGGAAGGACAGGGCUGCCAAUCACAUGGAUAAGUCAGCCGUGGAUCAUUUUUCAAAGGGGAAUGUUGGUGAAAUGUGUUUCCAUUAUGUGGACAAGAACAAAGAGGAGGUGAUGUGUUGUGCUCCUAUUCUUGCAACUUUGUUUAAGCAAAAGCAAGGAAAGGCAGGUAAGGAGGCAACCAAUGUCUUCUGUCUUAGGAUCAAUUGUCAACCAUACAUGAUAUUCCAAUACCCAAGUAUGGGCUGGACCAGUUUCCAUAAUUUUCUUUUAGCAAAACUAGUCCAUACUCCCACUGGUAGUUUGGGGGAUGACCUUCCUCUGUUGGAAAGGUUGGUAUGUGCAAACAAGUUUUAUUGUGAGACGCUAAAGGAUGCUUAUGAGGGGAAACUCGCUUCCUUAGUUUCCUUAAGAGAAGAUGAUGCUGAAAUCAUGGAAUUUGCUAUGGUAGAGAAUGCUCAAGUCCUUGCUACCUCAUACUUUGAAGUUAUCCUGCAUGAAUUGCCUGAUUGUUUAAUUGUUGAUCCAAUGCUGGUGUUGGGUGUGAGAGGUGGUUUUCAGGACCAUAUUGCUAUGUUUUUUCUAGUUCUAAAGUUACCCAUUCCAAGAAGGCUCCAAUGGGACCCCGGUGGAGCUUGCAGUCUAUCUAAAUUCGACAGAGUCGAAUUCUAUUGGGAGAGAAGAAAUGAUGCAUUUUGUAGUUGUGAGGCCCAAGCCAAAGAGCCCAAUAGCAAGAAAGCCCAUUGCUUCUCUAUGAUGAAAAUUGCUUAAAAGAAGGGCUGGUUGACAUUACCAGCAGCUUGGAUAUUUU
Molecule: messenger RNA, 2510 nt
Organism: Tripterygium wilfordii
Lineage: Eukaryota; Viridiplantae; Streptophyta; Magnoliopsida; Celastrales; Celastraceae
Exons: 2
Coding region: 488-2470 (660 amino acids)
Biological process (GO): negative regulation of ethylene-activated signaling pathway
Source: RefSeq, a predicted model, not a curated record